This is a messenger RNA of Xyrauchen texanus (razorback sucker), 4486 nucleotides long. Its product is annotated as engulfment and cell motility protein 3-like. Gene Ontology annotation, biological process: actin filament organization; cell motility. The transcript is spliced from 21 exons. The record is from RefSeq and is a predicted model, not a curated record. The coding region runs from base 185 to 2332 and encodes 715 amino acids. NCBI's taxonomy places the organism in Eukaryota, Metazoa, Chordata, Actinopteri, Cypriniformes, Catostomidae.
GUGAUCAAUUAGAACUCUGAAAACUUUCAACGAAAUGUAACCGUUCGACCAGUGCUCUUCGAAUCACUGUCGUUGUUUCGCGGGAAUAAAAGAUCAAAUGUGUAACCGCUUUGCUGCUCUGCGAUCUCGCCGACUGUGAAUUAUACCCCGCUUCCAACAGGGUUGUAGACAUUCACCUUUCAAAAUGCCACAGCAGAAGGAUAUAGUAAAGAUUGCCAUCCAGAUGCCGGGUGCAUACCCGCAGCUCAUUCAACUAGACCAGAAAAAGCCCCUCACUGCUGUCAUAAAAGAGGUUUGUGACAAGUGGAAUGUUCCAGGCCCUGACAAUUAUGCUCUCCAGUAUGCAGAUGGAGUUCAGACAUACAUCACUGAAUCUAACCGCCUGGACAUAAAAAAUGGCAGCAUUCUUCGUUUAACCAAAGCUCCAGGCCGUUGUGCUGAAGAUCUGUAUAAAGGCAUUCAGAGUUCAGACUCAGGAGUGCGCUGUGACUCUCUGAAGCAGCUGGCAACCAUCUCCACUGAUAUCACGUUUGCUCAAGAGUUUAUCAGUCGUGAUGGACACUCCCUGCUCGUCAAGAUAGUGGAGGAUGCUAACGAGGCUCCUCUGAUAAUGACACACACACUCACUGCUUUCAUGGAGCUCAUGGAUCAUGGCAUUGUGUCCUGGGAGAAUCUCUCCAGUGUCUUUACAAAAAAGAUUGCCAGUUUUGUCAAUGCAAAGGUGCUGGACACCUCUAUCCAGCAGGUGUCACUGGCCAUCCUGGAGAGCAUGGUGCUCAGCAGCAGCAGUUUGUUUAUUGAGGUCAAACAAGAAAUCACUCUGGAGAGACUCAUCUCACAUCUGCAGGUAACAAAUCAGCAGCUGCAGACAAAGGCCAUGGCUCUGCUGAUGGCAAUGUUACAGGCUGCUGGAGAGGCAGACAGACAGGAGCUCUUUGACUUUCUUGAGAAAAGGAACCUACGUCAGUAUAUUCAUAAGAACAUCAUCCACAGCUCUAGUUCUGUAGGCGACGAGAUGGCGCACUACCUCUAUGUGCUGCAGACUGUCCGUCUAAACCACCUGGAGCCCCGCAUGAGAACACCUCUCGAUUCUUACAACCAGGACCAGAGAGAGAUGCUGCAUGGUUUGCGUCAGGCUGCGUUUGAGAUGGAGAGUGAGAGCGGUCUGAGCAAUGAGCGUCGACGUUCACUCUGCGCUAAAGAGUUUAAGAAGCUUGGCUUCUCAAAUAACAGUAAUCCUGGUCAGGAUCUGAGCCGCUGUCCUCCAGGCCUCCUGGCUUUGGACACCAUGGCGUAUUUUGCCUCCCGUUACCCUGAUGCUUACAGCAGGUUUGUGCUGGAGAACAGCAGCAGGGAGGACAAACAUGAGUGUCCGUUUGCACGCAGCAGUAUACAGCUCACCCUCAUCCUGUGUGAGAUCUUGCGCAUCGGAGAACCUCCCUCUGAGACCGGCUCAGACUAUCACCCCAUCUUCUUCGCUCAGGACCGACUGCUGGAGGAGCUGUUCUGUAUCUGCAUUCAGCUCGUCAACAAGACUUGGAAGGAAAUGAGAGCCACGCAGGAGGACUUUGAUAAGGUGAUGCAGGUUGUACGGGAGCAGAUCACUAGGACUCUGUCUAGUAAGCCCACGUCCUUGGAGCUCUUCAAGAACAAAGUGAAUGCUCUGAACUACAGCGAGAUCCUCAAACUCAGACAGACGGAGAGACUCCACCAGGAGGAGACGCUCGCUCCUCCGGUGCUUGAGCUGAAAGAGCGUUUGAAGCCGGAGCUUCUGGAGCUCAUCAGACAGCAGAGACUGAACCGUCUGUGUCAAGGGACACUCUUCCGGAAGAUCAGCAGCCGACGAAGACAAGAUAAGCUGUGGUAUUGUCGGCUUUCUCCUAAUCACAAAGUCAUGCACUAUGGAGAUGUAGAUGAGGAGACUGAGACGCCUUCCAUCGAGACUCUUCAGGAAAAGAUUCCUGUCGCAGACAUCAAAAAUGUGCUGACUGGCAAAGACUGUCCUCACAUGAAAGAGAACAAGGGAAAACAGACCAAGGAGGUGUUAGACUUGGCUUUCAGCAUCACAUAUGACGUUGAGGAAUAUAGUUUGAAUUUCAUCGCCUCUUCCAGAACAGAUUUCUGUCUAUGGACAGACGGACUCAACGUGUUGUUGGGCAAAGAGAUGAGCAGUGAGAGCAUGCGCAGCGAACUGGAGAUCCUCCUCUCAAUGGAAAUCAAGCUUCGCCUCUUAGACCUGGAGAAUGUCCCCAUCCCAGACACGGCCCCACCCAUCCCCAAACCACCUAGCAACUUCAACUUCUGCUACGACUUCAGCCAAGCUGAACAGUAAUGUGCCGGACACCCAUAAAUGUUUGGUCAUCCAUAAUUACUGCAUUACCAAGAAGGAUAACAACUGGAUGCUGGAAAAUGGCCACUAAGUGGUAGCUCUGACACAGUAAGGUUUUGCAGUUGGGAGUGUAAAGACAUUGAAUAAACAUUUCAGGGCUUAAUAUAAGUUAGAGCGCCUUGUACAAUCAUAGAGAGAUUGCAGAACUUUUGAUUUAAUUAUGCAUCCUUCUAUGGCGCUGUGCUAUAAUCUAAGUGCCUGCGGUGAAUGAGAUGGCCUUGCAGUGGGAGUUGCUUUUUGUUAGCUUUCAGCAUGGAAUAUUGCCUCAAAAUGUGCCUUUCCGACACUUGUACGAUAGACUUGUAUGAUAUUCUCUCAUUAGGUCCUUACGCACACUUUUUUUUCUUCCUAUUAUUACUUGUUUAGCUUCUACCAAACAAUUUGAAAUCUACUAAAUGGCAUUUAAUGAGACCAAGCAAUUUAUUAGGACGGAAACAUGGAAAUAUUUGUCAGAAACAGUGUUUAAAGACGUUAUUAGAGAUUGUUGGUAUCCUCCAAGUUUGUAAUGGCUUUAAAGGGAUCAUUCACACAAAAAUGAAAAUUCUGUCAUUUACAUAAACUGUUUUCCAUUCAAUGAAUUGUUACUGAGGCUGAUAUUCUGAUAAAAAUCUCUUUUUGUUCUGUGGGAAAAAAUUCUUACAGGUUUAAAACAACAUGAUGGUGAAUAAACGAUGACAGAAUUUUAGUUUUUGGAUGAACAAUACCUUUAAGACUCAGAGUGGUACAUUUUCAACAGGUACAAUGUUAAAGCUUAAUGUAUUCACUGUCAAUCAGUACAACCUCAAUUCCAAAAAAGUUGGGACAGUAUGAAAAAUGCUAAUAAACAAAAAGGAGUGAUUUGUAAAUUAUAUUCACCCUUUGCUAAAUUGAAAACACUACAACUACAUAUUAUAUGAUGUUUUACCUUGUUCAAAUAAAAUGAUUGCAACAUGCUCCAGAAAUGUUGAGACAGGGGGCAAAUUGAGACUAAUAACAAUUUGUCGAGUUGAAAUAACAAGGCGAUGUGAAACUGGAGAUGUUAAACAGUUGAGGUAAUCGUGUCAUAGUAUAUAAGGAGGCUCCAAAAACAGCCUAGUCCUACAAGAGCAAGGAUCAUUCGAGACUUGUCAAUUUACCAACAGAUGCUUCAGCAAAUAAUCCAGCACUUUAAGAACAAUGUUCCCCAAAGACAAAUUGGAAGGAUUUUGGAUAUUUCACCCUAUAGAGUGCCCAAUAUAGCUAAAAGAUUCAAGGAAUAUAGUAAAAUCUCGGUGCGUAAAGGGCAAGACGAAACCCACUUCUAAAUGUACGUGAUCUCAAAUCCCUCAAAUAUCACUGUCUUAAAAACAUCAUUCAUCUGUAAUUGAUAUGAUCAUGGGUUUAGGAUUACUUUAGUAAACCUUUGUUAGUCAACACCAUUCGCCACAGCAUCCACAGAUGCAAGUUAAGACUUAAUUAUUCAAAGCAGAAGCCCUAAAUCAACACUAUCACAGAACCGCUGCCGACUUCUCUGGGCUCGGUCUCAUCUGAGAUGGAGAGUAGAACAGUGGAACCAUGUUUUUUGGUAUGAUGAGUCCACAUUUCAAAUAGUUUUUGAAAAACACAGCCGUCGUGUUCUCCGGGCCAUAGAAGAAAAGGACCAUCCAAGCCUUUAUCAGCGUCAGGUCCAAAAGCCAGUGUCUGUAUGGGCCAGGGGUGUGCCAGUGCCCAUGGCAUGGGUAACUCACGCAUCUGUGAGGGCAUCAUUAAUGCAGACAGGUAUGUACAAAUUUUGGAGGAGCAUAUACUGCCAUCCAGCACCAUCUUUUCCAGGGACAUCCCGGAAUUUUCAACCAUCUCCAAUUGAGAAUGUGUGGUGCAUUAUGAAGCGCACAAUACGGCAACAAAGACCCCGUACAACUGUGCAGCUGCAUAAUGGAUGAAUGAGGGAAAAUUCCACUUUUUAAACUUAACAAACUUGUGUCUUCAGUGCCCAAAUGCUGAAGUGUUAUUAGAAGAAGUUGUUUCACAGUGGUAAACUCUCGACUGUCCUAACUUUUUUGGAGUGCCGUAUUGUGCAAUCAUCUGAUUUGAAAUAACUGUACAUUUAAAAAAAAAAAAAAAAACAGAACAAUGAAA